AUGACCACUACCGUAUUUGUCUCGGGCGCAACAGGUUUCAUUGCGCAACACAUUGUCAAAAGCCUUCUUCUCAAAUCCUACAAUGUGGUAGGAAGUGUAAGAUCUGUUUCCAAGGGAGAACACCUUAAAUCCCUUUUCAACUCUAGUCAAUUCACUUUCGAGGUCGUCGAGGAUGUCCAAAAAGCUGGUGCGUUCGACGAUGCCUUGAAGAAACAUCCCGAGGUGACGGUGUUUCUCCAUACGGCCUCGCCAUUCCACUACAAUGCCACCAAUGUAGAGGAGGAAUUGUUGAAGCCUGCAGUCAAUGGUACCAAGAAUGCACUUGCAGCAAUUAAGAAUUUUGCUCCGCAGGUGAAGAGGGUCGUGGUGACGUCGUCUUAUGCUGCGGUUUCGACUGCUUCAAAAGAGACUGAUCCUAACCAUACCAAUAACGAAGAUACCUGGAACGAGACCACCUGGGAGGAGUCUAAAACCAAUAACCGCUUGGGAUACCGUGGUUCCAAGACCUUUGCCGAGAAGGCUGCAUGGGACUUUGUCAAGGAUGAGAAGCCUAACUUCACCAUCAAUUACGUAAACCCAUCUUUUGUAUUCGGUCCACAGGCCUAUGAUUCCGAGCUCAAGGAGAGCUUGAACACUUCCUCUGAGAUCUUGAACGGCUUCCUUAAAUUGACUCCCGAGCUGCCUGUGCCUGAAGUGGUUGGUGGCUAUGUAGAUGUAAGAGACGUAGCCAAAGCACAUUUGGUUGCAUUCGAGAAGGACAUCGCCAACGAGCGCUUGUUGAUGAACGCAGGCAGGUUCUGCGGCCAAGACAUUUUGGACAUCAUCAACAAAGACGUCAAGUCUUUGCAGGGCAAAGUUCCAGUGGGAGAGCCAGGAAAGGGUAAGGAGAUCAAUGGAAAGAUGUGCAAGAUUGUGAACGACAAGACGAAGGCUAUCUUGGGAUUCCCACUCAUUGAUUUGGAGACCACCGUGGUGGACUCGCUCACGCAAAUUUUGAACAAGCCCAGAUUGUAA
Australozyma saopauloensis is the source of this 1014-nucleotide messenger RNA. Its product is annotated as SDR family oxidoreductase. The transcript has a single exon. The record is from RefSeq and is a predicted model, not a curated record. Gene Ontology annotation, molecular function: oxidoreductase activity, acting on the CH-OH group of donors, NAD or NADP as acceptor. NCBI's taxonomy places the organism in Eukaryota, Fungi, Ascomycota, Pichiomycetes, Serinales, Metschnikowiaceae. The coding region runs from base 1 to 1014 and encodes 337 amino acids.